Molecule: messenger RNA, 300 nt
Organism: Effrenium voratum
Lineage: Eukaryota; Dinophyceae; Suessiales; Symbiodiniaceae
Source: the annotation of a GenBank genome assembly
AUGACCUACCUCAGGAAGACAGGCCUGAAGAUCUACCUCACGACCCUGGCCUGCGUGAUGCUGCUGUUCAUCAUCGGCGGCAACAACCACCACAGGCACUGGGUCUUCGACGUGUGCCUCUACGCCGGGUACUAUGGGGUCAAGAUGGCGCCCAACCUCGGCUUCGUGCUCAUCUACCAGGUGGCCAAUGAGAUCUACCCCACGGAGGCCCGCACCACCGGCUGUGGCGUGUGCCUGGCCGCGGGGCGGAUGGCCGCGCUGCUGGGGCCCUUGGUCUACGAGGGGUCUUUGGGCUUUUAA